Molecule: messenger RNA, 1062 nt
Organism: Fusarium musae
Lineage: Eukaryota; Fungi; Ascomycota; Sordariomycetes; Hypocreales; Nectriaceae
Exons: 3
Coding region: 1-1062 (353 amino acids)
Biological process (GO): secondary metabolic process
Cellular component (GO): cytoplasm; cytosol
Molecular function (GO): hydrolase activity; carboxy-lyase activity
Source: RefSeq, a predicted model, not a curated record
AUGUCAAAGCGAGGUACCAUCGCAGUAGAAGAAGCAAUUAUCACGCCAUCGACAAAAUGGCUCCUCGAAGAAACUUUUUCAAUUCUCAACCCUGGCGACAGCAGUAACAAAGCGCUCGAGGCCCACGCUGCUAAGCUGCUCGACAUUCAUGACAAGCGCCUCGCAACCAUGGAUGCCGAAGGCGUUGAGUACAUGCUCUUGUCAUUGACUGCACCAGGAUGCCAAGGCAUAACGAAUCCUCAACUCGCAGGAAAAACAGCCAAAGAAGCCAAUGACUGGCUGGCAUGCGAGGUCGCGAAACGACCAGACAGAUUCGGUGGCCUUGCAGCUCUGUCGAUGCAUGAUCCUGAAGAAGCAGCGCAGGAGCUUGAACGCGCAGUCAAACAAUUGGGCUUUUUUGGGGCACUUGUCAAUGACUAUCAGAGCGUCGAGGGAGGGUCAGGACGAGAAUACUUUGACACUGCCAAGUAUGAUCCGUUUUGGAAAAAGGUUGAAGAAUUGGAUGUACCAAUUUACUUGCAUCCGAGAUAUGUGUCGAUCAAAGACCUUCAGCCUGGGUCACUGUACGGAGAUCGGCCUCAUCUUCAAGGUGCGGCCGUGCAGUUCCAUUUGGAUCUUUCAUACCAUAUCUACGCACUUUGCUCAUCUGAUUUCCCGGCGCCAAGAUCGUCGCUGGACACUUGGGAGAGAAGUAUGACCCUGUUCACUAGCGGUAACCGUUUACUAACGCUGAUGGACAGCAUCCCUCUGAAUCUCUGGAGAGCCAGCCACUGGUAUAACAAGCCAAGCAAAAAGGCCACGCGCCCGUCAAAGGAAGACUACGAUUACUACUUCAAGCAUAAUGUCUACAUCACGACUUCAGGAAACUUCUUCACUCCUGGCCUGAAGCUCUGCAUUGAGACAAUUGGGCUCGACAGAUGCAUGUACUCUAUAGAUACACCGUACGACGACAUUGAGGAAGCGCAGGCGUGGUGGAGGACUGUGGAUUUGGAUCAUGACGCGAAAGAGCAAGUUGGAAGGACUAACGCUAUAAAGCUGUUCAAACUUCCAUUGGAGUACUGA